UAAAAAUCUUGCUCAUCACUGCCCACAGGGUCUUCAGGGGAGAAGAGAGCUUGGGUAUAGAGUUAAUUACAUUCCCCUUUGCCUGCAAGGAGCUUAGACCACUUGGGCUGAAUCAGGAGCUGAAAAAUGGCCCGAAUCAAGUUGUCCUUGCUGUUUUCUGGUAUUGUGCUUGCAAUCAUCUUAAUGCCAGAUUUUCUUGGGGCUGGUCCAGUAGGACAUACAGAAAAGGAAGAAGCUGAGUUUGCUGAAGAGAAGCCAGCCAGCUUGUUAGCCCUGAAGAAACUGACACGCAAUAAGAGGAAUGCUGUUGCUCAUUACAAACGCUUGCCUGAAUUCUGGGCCUGGUACAAGUACUAUAUGGACACCCAUAACCAGGAGGGAAUUGAGAGUUUGGACCAGCUGUACUUGAUCUACCUGCAGAAUAAGCAUCGAGUUGAGGGGGACAAUACCUACAAACAUUACCUCACCCAUCUGAGUGAGGUCUACAAGGCCUGUGCUAAAUCAGAUGACCCUGACUGCAUUCCAGAGUACACAAGCAAGCCCACAGCUAAGGUUGUUAUGCCAGCUGCCAUGAAGCAAGGUCCAGUGAAUGUGUGUAAUCCAUAUCUUGAUCCCUACUGUAUAAUUUCUGUUGGUCCUCAAGCAGCACCUGAGGAGCCUCCUCCUGCUCCUGUUGCAGUUAAAUCUCCCAGUCCCUUUCUGCUCCCCACACCCAUAAAAACCCCAUCUGGACACCAUUACUAUGCCUCAGCAUUGGAACCUUUUCUCUCAAGUGAAAAGAGAGCUGAGCUGCUCCGGAUCUGCAGCCCAUCUGAUGUAGAGUGCUUGCAGUAUCACUUACGUGCUGCUUAUGGUUAUAGACCUGCUCUUACCCCAGUGCCUUCCAAUACCUAUCUAGGAUGUGACCCUACUAAAGACCCUUACUGCAGGCCCACAAUGGUAGCCAAGACUCCAUCAAGUCUGUAUCAUGUAUACCCUCACUGUAACCCGGCUGUUGACCCUCUCUGCGUCAGUAAUAUAGCCCCAGCUGCCCAAAGUGCAGAGAAGGCUCCUAAGGAACAGUACUGCAACCCUCUGUUUGAAAAGGAUUGCAACCCACUCACUGCCAACAGGCUGGUCACACUUAAGACUCCUGUGCUGCAGUAUGUGCCACAAGGCCAGAUGACUCCCUACCACCUAGCUGCCCUAAUGAAACCAUUCCCGAUUAGCCAACAAGCGAAAUCCAGUGCUUCUGGUACCACACCAGAAUGCCAUCCAUAUGAUCCCAGCUGUAGCAGAUUUUCCCCUCUGGCUUCCACUGCGGCAGUCAAGAACAUGCAGGGUGGCAUCAUCUUACCCCACCCUGACUGUGAUCCUGAGAUUGACUAUAAUUGCCGUCUGCGCCGUGCAGAACCCAAAGACAACAGAAAGACAGCUGAGGAACCCAAGGAUGAGCUGGAAAGUGGUGAUGACGCCAGCAACGCCAAUGUAGCGCCGCAGUACCAGGUCCCACGAUUCGAGGAUUUCCUGAGGGGAUACCUGGGUCACUAUAAGAAAUAAGAGGACAUGCCAUUAUCUGAAAAGCUUUAAACACUCAACCCAGUUGUAGUGUUUUAAAAAAAAAAGGAACUCACAAACAUGCUAAAGUGUUCAGGUCAACAUAGACCUCCUGGUAAUGAAGCCAGAAUUCACACUUCAGAAUAGUUCAGAACAGGUGAAACAAGUGUUUUAUAGGGAUCAUUUCAGAUCAAUACUUUCUGAAUUUACAAUACACCAACUAUGUUUAAAUUGUGAAUGAUAUUUCAUUACAUCCCUUUGAAAAUACAAACAAUUUCAAUAUCACUUACUGCAUAAAUAACAUUUUUAAAAUCAAAAUAGUGUGGCUGCUGAUGAAAAUGAUUUCAGUUUUGUAUUAAUGACUUUGUAUUAAUGUAUUUUAUGACUAUACUCAUGUCAUGAAGUUAGCUUUACUGGAGUGUCUUGCAAAUGUAUCUUAAUAUACAUGCCACUGUCUCAGUCCUCCAACAACAACACACCAUUCUUCUAGUCAUUUAGUUUCAUUAGCGUUCUUGCUAAUCUUGUCUCUUAUAUACUGAAAGAUCACCUGAAUGAAUAAAUUAGCACAUAUAACAUUUUAAGAUACUAAGAAUUAUUAGUUGUUAUAAAUAUGAUAUUAUAUUAUGAUUUGGCUGUAGGCAUGAGGCCUCAACAUUUAUAUCUAGUACUCGAUUUGUAUGUAUGUAACCUUUAGGUAUGUCUUUUUAAAUGUAGUGCUCAGAUAAUUAUUCCUACUCAUUUUCUUUAAACAUAUCUUUGUUUAUGCUUAUGAAUACAUACUUUUUUGUUCAUAAUUAUAAGUAUAAUGUUAAAAGACAUCUGUGCAUGUGUGUAUAUUUUAAGUGGAUAUAUAUAAUGUGCUUCUACACAUUAGAAGUAUAUUAAAUAGCCAAAACAAAGGUGUCUCGAUAUUUAUUUCUCCUAAUGGUAUCACAAAUGCCCAGAAGCCUGCUCUUUAAUAAACAUUAUUUUCAAAUA
Ictalurus punctatus (channel catfish) is the source of this 2514-nucleotide messenger RNA. It is a transcript of the gene and2, whose product is annotated as actinodin2. NCBI's taxonomy places the organism in Eukaryota, Metazoa, Chordata, Actinopteri, Siluriformes, Ictaluridae. The transcript is spliced from 5 exons. The record is from RefSeq and is a predicted model, not a curated record. The coding region runs from base 127 to 1539 and encodes 470 amino acids.